Messenger RNA from Mya arenaria, 2194 nucleotides. RefSeq lists its product as uncharacterized. The transcript has 5 exons. Bases 141 to 1739 code for a protein of 532 amino acids. Lineage: Eukaryota; Metazoa; Mollusca; Bivalvia; Myida; Myidae. The record is from RefSeq and is a predicted model, not a curated record.
UCCAGAAGCAACAAUGUUGUUGUUAAUUGGAGCUAUUUUAAAACUCAGCCCUGAUCUGUGUUAUAAUAGGAAUAUUCUUUAUGUAAUAGUGUAGUUUGCUUAUCAAUUAGAUGAAAUUGUUAGUGAGUUAAUGUGCUCAAAUGUUGUCCAACUGUUUCUUGAUGUUUAGUAUUUCAUUAGUGUUUAACUGGACUGUACAUUCUUCUAAUACAGAGGACGGAUCAGGAAAUGGUGAACAUGGUCCCAAGAGCAUGCACGGUAUCAAUCAGGCGACGUCCCAUCUUUCGACUACGACAAAUCUCUUCCCGACCAGUUCCAAUACUUUAUAUCAAACAUUUACGACUGGCUCUUCAAUGGUGGGACAUACAACGUCGCAUAUUCUUCCGGUUGCGACUUCUGCAACUAUCGAAGACGGUAAAACAACACCUCAGUCAUUACGGCUUGCCACCAACCCAGUUACUACUACACCUGCCGAUAUCGAAGACAGUAAAACAACAUCUCGGUCAAUACGGGUUACAGCCAACCAAGAUAUUACUACAGCUGCCGAAAUCGAAGACAGUAAAACAACAUCACGGUCAGUACGGGUUACAGCCAACCAAGAUACUACUACACCUGCCGAUAUCGACGACAGUAAAACAACAUUUCAGACAUUACGGCUUGCCAGCAACCAAGAUACUACUACAACUGCCGAUAUCGAAGACAUUAAAACAACAUCUCAGUCAUUACGGCUUGCCAGCAAUCAAGAUACUACUACAACUGCCGAUAUCGAAGACAUUAAAACAUCAUCUCAGUCAUUACGGCUUGCCAGCAACCAAGAUACAUGUACUACUACAACAGCCGAUAUCGAAGACAUUAAAACAACAAUAAGUACACCAAAACAUCUUCCACCAACGUCAACUUUAACUACACACAUUACAAGCUCAGAGGGGCCAUCAACAACGUCAAAGUGUUUAGACGAACGGGGUUGGAAUCUUCUAGGAACUGACUGGGGUUGCUGUGGAAACUACGAGGGCUGCUGUACAUACGCUUCUUUUAUUUGCUACAUCCAUGAUGCACUUUGCAGGUGCUGUGACGUUGGUAAAAGCUUCUGUGGUCCACGCUGUAAACCAGAUCGUUCUUGCACACACUAUGCCGAUGUUGUAACACAAGGAGACGAAAUAGUACAGACUGUUAGCAACAGCGAUGAAGAUAUGGAUAAAUCAGACCACGGAGAACUAAGUGAGCAUUUUAAUCCAAAAUCAGAACCGCCAAAUAGCGAUACAGUUAACGAAACGGCGAUUAAUGCGAACAAUAGCUACACAAGUAAUGCAGUUAAAUCGACAAAACAUGAUGACAGUGAGGAUUUCAAAAUUGAUCAGGUUGAACAAGCAUUAGAUGAUAAAAAAUACAAAAACCAAAUACCAGGUAAUGAGACAUUUAUCGAAACGGCAAUUACUGCAAGCAAUAGCUACACUAGUAUUGCAAAUAAUUUGACUGACCAUGACAGUGAGCAUUUAAAUAUUGAGCAGCUUGAACAAGCAUUAGAUGAUAUAAAUUACAAAAACCAAAUUCCAUAUGAUGAGACGUAUAUGGACAUAGAAAUGUUUGAAGAGGCGACAAACGUACUUUUUAACCAUAAUAAAACAGAUACGUCUAGUACAUGGAGUAAAGACAAUCAUCUUAGAAACAAUUUGACUACGUCAGAUAAUGUGGAAACAGACGGCAGUGGAGAAUCUGCGGACGAAAUUCUUGGACCAUGAUGUUUACCAUUAUGAUCGUAUCAUAGGAUAAAAAAUGCAAAAGUCUCAGUAUGGGAAACACGGGAAAACAUUGAAGUCGAAAACUAAACACACGCAAUAAAUACCAGUGGUAUUUAUAUUAAAUUUGAUUUCACGUUUAAAAAUACACAUGUAAUAACAGCGGGGGUGGAGGUAUGGAAACAUAGUUUUUGAGUUCAUUGGAACACAUUUUCCAUCGGUAUACGUUGAUCUUCACAAUAAAAUACAAAAUAUGUAUAUAGUCUUUAGGUGCAUUUUUGUUUUGUAUUAACAACAUAUUUGUUUGUAAUUGAUUUUGGCGCCUCUUCUUCGAGACAAAGAAAGAAAACAGUACUACUUAUAGAAGACAUUUGAAAAAGUUCGUUGUUGUUUUUGACUUCAUAAAAUGCUUUAUUAAAACUAUUUUUUCAGGUUUCGUUCAUUAUUGAAAAAUCAUA